Penicillium subrubescens is the source of this 1152-nucleotide messenger RNA. RefSeq lists its product as uncharacterized. Bases 1 to 1146 code for a protein of 381 amino acids. The transcript is spliced from 3 exons. The record is from RefSeq and is a predicted model, not a curated record. Lineage: Eukaryota; Fungi; Ascomycota; Eurotiomycetes; Eurotiales; Aspergillaceae.
AUGAUAUUGGCAGUCGCCGUCGACGCUUACGGUAUUUUCAUCUACUUGAUAUGGUUCGGGAUGAACUCAGACCGUGAUAAUGUCCCACCGCACCUCACGCAACUUAUCCCAGCAGGCCACUGCACCUGCCAGUCAUCCACGGCAUUUCAAUGCUCCGACUGUCUCACCUGUCUCGCCCGGCCACCGCCAUCUGUACCAGAGCACCUUGCAACUUGGAGUUUCCAGUACGGACGGGACGACCAGAACCUAGGCCUGAGCCAAAGUCAGUGCCAGGCAGCGGACAUCCAGCGAGGGGUUGAGCAUUGGAAGUCGCGAGGGGCGCAUAUCAAGGGACGAUCUGAGCACUGUUCCAUUCAAAGAUGGCAUGGCCCGCGCCAUUAUCCCCAACGGAGACUUCCACCGGUCUGGGUGUUAUCGAGGAAAGCAUCCGAAGAGUCGGUCAUUCUGAUGCCCGAUUUCGGGUACUGUUCCUGGGCGAAGAGUAACAUCAGUCCAUACGGACAAGUCGUACAAAGCAUCAUGGCCGCUGAAUCCAAUCUGAGAUUCGCGGAUAAAGAACAGAAGUUGGUCUGGCGGGGUAAGUUGAGCUUUGCACCAAAGCUGCAUCGGAUGCUGUUGUACAUUGCACGGGUAAGCCUUGGAAUGGCAAGGGAGUUGGAUUGGAGCAAGAAGGCCAACCUCUUGUCGAUGGAGGAUCACUGUCGGUCCAUGUUUCUUGGGCAUGUCGAAGGUCGCGAAUACUCGGCAUCCCUUAAGUACAGACAUGCCUGUCGGUCCGUCAUCGUGGCGCAUAAGCUGCAGUAUAUCCAACAUCACCACUAUCUCCUCGUAUUGUCCGGCCCGGAACAGAACUACGUGGAACUCGAGAGAGACUUCUCCGACCUUCCGAAACGCAGGGACGAACUCUUGAAGAACCCGGACAAGGCAGAGCGUAUAGCCAGUAACAGUGUCAAAACCUUCCAGGAACGAUACCUAACCCCAGCCGCUGAUGCAUGCUACUGGAGAACCCUGUGGGAGGGAUGGGCAGAAGUCUCGGCGAAUGUCACACACGACGUUGAACGGCCGCCGGUUGAUAGGGGACUACGGUAUGAAUCUUUUGUGUUGGAUAGGAACGAUAUGUUCAAGUAUUCAGUUGGAUGGAAGUAAGAGGGA